Messenger RNA from Nothoprocta perdicaria, 4777 nucleotides. It is a transcript of the gene SMG7, whose product is annotated as SMG7, nonsense mediated mRNA decay factor. Gene Ontology annotation, cellular component: telomerase holoenzyme complex. Gene Ontology annotation, molecular function: telomeric repeat DNA binding; telomerase RNA binding; protein binding. Bases 180 to 3749 code for a protein of 1189 amino acids. NCBI's taxonomy places the organism in Eukaryota, Metazoa, Chordata, Aves, Tinamiformes, Tinamidae. The record is from RefSeq and is a predicted model, not a curated record. The transcript has 24 exons. Gene Ontology annotation, biological process: nuclear-transcribed mRNA catabolic process, nonsense-mediated decay.
GAGGAGAGGGCAGUGAUUUGUGCAGUGUUUCGAUACUGCUUUUAAAUUGCUCUGAGUAGGACUUUUCUCGGAUUAUUCACACUGGCUUCCACGCUCAAGGGAUAUUCAUAAGGAACCAGAAGGCUGAGGAAUCUCUUGGGAUUGUUACACUGCYGUGGGCGACAGACUGAAUUUCACUGAUGGGACUCAAAUCAGAGAUACCCUUGAGGCAGGCAGAAGUCCUGAAGGCUGACAUGACAGAUUCAAAGCUGGGUCCAGCAGAAGUCUGGACAUCCAGACAGGCUCUACAGGACUUAUAUCAGAAAAUGCUCGUGACUGAUUUGGAAUAUGCUUUAGAUAAAAAGGUGGAGCAGGACCUUUGGAAUCAUGCUUUUAAAAAUCAGAUCACUACGCUACAGGGUCAAGCAAAAAAUAGAGCAAAUCCGAAUCGGAGCGAAGUUCAGGCGAACCUUUCUCUGUUCCUAGAGGCAGCUAGUGGCUUCUACACCCAGUUAUUACAGGAAUUGUGCACAGUUUUUAAUGUAGACUUGCCCUGUCGUGUGAAGUCUUCCCAGCUGGGAAUCAUUAGCAAUAAACAGAUGCACACCAGCGCUAUUGUGAAGCCGCAGUCCAGCUCCUGCUCUUACAUCUGCCAGCACUGCCUUGUCCACCUUGGAGAUAUCGCUCGCUAUAGGAAUCAGACCAGCCAGGCAGAGUCUUACUACAGACAUGCAGCUCAGCUUGUCCCUUCCAAUGGUCAGCCUUAUAAUCAGUUGGCUAUUCUAGCUUCCUCAAAAGGAGACCACUUGACCACGAUUUUCUACUACUGCAGAAGCAUUGCUGUGAAGUUUCCUUUCCCAGCUGCCUCCACUAACUUACAAAAAGCACUUUCUAAAGCACUGGAGAGUCGUGAUGAAGUGAAGACUCGAUGGAGUGUGUCCGACUUCAUCAAGGCGUUUAUUAAAUUCCAUGGUCAUGUGUACCUGAGUAAGAGCUUGGAGAAGCUGUCCCCUCUUCGAGAAAAGCUGGAAGAGCAGUUCAAGAGGUUGUUAUUCCAAAAGGCCUUCAAUUCUCAGCAGUUAGUCCAUAUUACUGUUAUCAACCUGUUCCAACUCCAUCACCUGCGAGACUUUAGCAAUGAGACAGAGCAACACAGCUACAGCCAGGAUGAGCAGCUCUGCUGGACACAGUUACUGUCUCUCUUCAUGUCGUUUCUUGGAGUUCUCUGCAAGUGUCCUUUACAGAAUGACUACCAGGAGGACUCUGGGGCUGCUUAUCCUCUUCCAGCUGUGAAGGUGUCAAUGGACUGGCUGAAACUCAGACCCAGUGUUUUCCAGGAGGCAGUAGUUGAUGAAAGACGGUACAUAUGGCCCUGGCUGAUUUCUCUUCUGAACAGUUUCCAGCCCCAUGAAGAAGAUCUAUCCAGUAGUAAUGCAACCCCUCUUCCAGAAGAAUUUGAGUUGCAAGGAUUCCUGGCCCUGAGACCCUCGUUCAGGAACUUGGAUUUUUCAAAAGGCCACCAGGCUAUUACAGGGGAUAAGGAAGGGCAGCAACGUAGGAUACGGCAACAGCGUCUGAUCUUCACAGGCAAAUGGAUUGCUGAUAACCAACCAAGGUUAAUUCAGUGUGAAAAUGAGGUGGGAAAGCUGUUGUUUUUGACAGAAAUCCCGGAGUUAAUACUAGAGGAUCCUAGUGAAGCCAAAGAGAGUCUUGCCUUGCAGGAGACAUCAAUUGCAGAGCCACUAUCCACAGAUGGAAGCCCUGGACUCAAAUCAGUUCUGUCCACUGGCAGAAGUCUAAACAACAAYUGUGAUGCAGGAGAAAAACCAAUGGUCACAUUCAAAGAGAACAUUAAGCCACGGGAAGUAAACAGAGAGCAAGGGCGAAUCUAUCCUCCUAAAGAUGUCAGUAGGGAGAGAAGGGACUAUAGCAAAGGAAUAGUAGCCACCAAAAUUGAUGGAAAGAAGGAUAACAAUAAAAGAAAGAAUGAGACCAAGAAAUGCCCCUUGGAUAAAAUGCAGGAAGCGGGAAAGCAGAACGUGGCAGUUCAGGUAAAGUCCCAGACUGAGAUGAGGAAAACUCCAGUGUCUGAAGCCAGGAAAACGCCUGUAACUCAGACUCCAAGUCAGGCCAGCAGUUCCCAGUUCAUCCCCAUUCAUCACCCAGGAGCUUUCCCUCCCCUGCCCAGCCGACCAGGAUUCCCACCUCCAACCUACGUUGUCCCCCCACCCGUGGCUUUCUCCAUGAGCACGGGAUACACCUUCCCAGGCGGCGUUUCUGUCCCAGGAACCUUCCUGCAGCCCACCGCUCACUCGCCUGCGGGCAACCAGGUGCAAGCCGGGAAGCAGUCCCACAUUCCCUACAGCCAGCAGCGGCCCUCCGGACCAGGGCCCAUGACCCAGGGACCUCAGCAAACACCUCCUCCCACCCAACAACCCCUCUCAUCGUUACCAGCUCAGGCGACAGCACAGUCUGCAGGCCAGCUACAGGUGCAAGCGCUGGCCCAACAGCAGCAACAGUCCCCCACAAAGGCUGUGCAGGGCCUUGGGAAGAGCCCCCCGCACCACUCGGGGUUCCAGCAGUACCCCCAGACAGACUCGUCAAAGCAGCUCUGGAACCCUCCUCAAGUCCAAGGCUCGCUGGGGAAGAUCAUGCCUGUAAAGCAGUCCUAUUACCUUCAGGCCCAGGACCCUCUAAAAUUGUUUGAACAGUCAUUACAGCCUCCUGUGAUGCAACAGCAGCCUCUGGAGAAAAAAAUGAAGCCUUUUCCAAUGGAGCCAUAUAACCAGAACCCCUCAGAAGUCAAGGUGCCGGAAUAUUACUGGGACUCUUCUUAUGGCAUGGCUGAUAACAGGGUGAUGGCGCAGCAGUCGAGCAUGGACCGCAGGGGGAAACGGCAAGGAGUCUUCCGCCCAGAACAGGAUGCUGUCUCCAGGAUGACCUUUGAGGACCCCAAGAGCUCCCCUCUGCUUCCUCCGGACCUGUUAAAGAGUCUGGCUGCCUUGGAGGAGGAGGAAGAGCUGAUUUUCUCUAAUCCUCCUGAUCUUUACCCAGCUCUGCUGGGGCCUCUCGCCUCUCUUCCUGGACGAAGCCUCUUUAAGUCCUUGCUGGAAAAACCAUCAGAACUGAUGUCCCAGUCAUCUUCUUUCCUGUCCCUCAGUGGCUUUUCCCUUAACCAGGAAAGAUACCCAAAUAGCAGCAUGUUCAAUGAAGUUUAUGGGAAAAACAUGAAUACCAGCACAAAAACAGAAGUUCCUUCAGUUGCCCAUCAGGAGACUUCACUCUAUUCUCUCUUCGAAGGGACUCCAUGGUCUCCAUCCCUUCCAGCCAGCUCAGAUCAUUCAACACCAGCCAGCCAGUCUCCUCACUCCUCCAACCCCAGCAGCUUGCCAAGCUCCCCUCCAACCCAUAACCACAAUUCUGUUCCCUUCUCCAACUUCGGGCCCAUUGGGACUUCAGACAACCGAGACAGGAGAAUYGCAGACCGCUGGAAAACAGAUAAACCAGCAAUGGGAGGAUUUGGUCUGGACUAUCUUCCAGCAACAUCCUCGUCUUCAGAGAGCAGCUGGCACCAGUCCAGCACUCCCAGUGGCACCUGGCCAGCCCAGGGUCCCCCUCUGGAGGACUCCUCAGCUGUGCUCAUGGAGAGCCUGAAGUCCAUCUGGUCCAGCUCCAUGAUGCAUCCUGGCCCUUCAGCCCUGGAGCAGCUGUUAAUGCAGCAGAAGCAGAAGCAGCAACGUGGACAAGGCGCCAUGAACCCGCCGCAUUGAGAACGAGGUGGCAACCCUUGCAAACCAAGGCUCCAUAAACCAUGGCAUGUUGGGUUUGCAGGACUGGCCCACACAGUCCUGUGCAGGUGGCAGCCCUCUCUUCUGUUCCUUACUGUCAGGAGGGCGUAAGUGCUCCACCGACCCACUGAGUGUGCACAAAACGUCUGCAGCGCGAGAAAGCAACACCAGGAACUCUCCCACCCCUGGGCCCUCUGGAGGGAGAGAGGAACUGCUGUUUGUCCCACUCAGUAACCUGGUAUCACUGCCUCUCACCUGCUCCAUCGUGCAUGUCCCCAGCCACAUGGGAAGUAAAAGCUGAGUAUGAAGGGCAGAUGGGAGAAGCCAAUGAGAACUUCUCAAUCCUUUUCCUCUCUUUGGGGAUAAAAUAGGAAUCCAUUAAUGAUUGCUUUGCUGACUGAGAAUGUAGUUGAAAUUACUCCUAAACAUCUCUAUUUACUAUCUCAGUAGUGAGAUCACACUGAAAUCUUCCAUGCACAGAUGUGCUUUGUAGUCAGUGUGUAGCAAUGAAAGCCCCAGUUGCUGCUCUGGUCAGAGGUAGGUGGUGGCAAAGUAGGGCUCUAUCUCCUGCACUAGUGAGGGAGCUUCAUGAAGGAGAAUCUGGCACUUGACACCACUUCACCUUUCCCUCACAGGCUCUGGCCAGCCCCUGUGUGGGUUAGAGGCUCCAGCGUGAAAUGCCCCCCUCUCCAUAGGCGUUUGAGCUCUAAUGGGUGACACGGGGCAUUGCAGCACUCUGCUGGACAAGCAAGUUAACUGCUAUGGGGUUUUAAAUUAAUGUUUGAUUCCUGUACAUUUUACUGUAGCAUAGUGGCUAGCCCUGCGAGGGCAGGCUAGUCUGUGCAUUCACAGCCUGACUCAUUUUAAUAGGUAGGUAGAAAGCUUUCAAUGGUUUUCUUUCUUUUUUUUUUCUUUCUCUCCCCAUCCUCCCAUCUUUGCUGGGCGCUAGUAGUUUUAUUACCAAUGUGCAACACCUCCCAGAAAGUAAUCAGGGGUCCAGCAGGACUGGG